Messenger RNA from Rubroshorea leprosula, 902 nucleotides. Lineage: Eukaryota; Viridiplantae; Streptophyta; Magnoliopsida; Malvales; Dipterocarpaceae. The record is from the annotation of a GenBank genome assembly.
AAGAACCCAACCAAGCCCGACACACCUCCACUUGGAAAACAUCGGUAAGAAAAGCUUGAUUUUGCCCUUCUUUUCUUGUUUAAGAACCAAAUUUGGAGCUUAGAAACCCCAUUUCUGUAGAAAUUCAGAUCGGCUCUGCUCUGUUCUUUUUCGUCGGCUGCUCUUCAUUGUUUGGGUGUGAGUUCUUCAAAAUUCUGGUAAGCAACAGCCAUUAAAUUCUCUAUUUUUCCUUGAAUUGGCUUAGGUUAACUUUGAUUUCUCUUGGUUUCUCCAAUUUUUGGGUAGAUUCCCCCAAAAUUUUCUGCACUUCUCAUCAGCUCUCACCCCCCAAACCCGUUAGCUCCGACCUUGCUUGCUGAAUUCUGAUUGUCUUGUGGUCAAUCUGGUUGUGGAGAAAUCGAUUAAUCUUUAAAGAAGGGUUUGAUUUUAUUGAUGAUGUUAGGCAUUGUUUUUGGACCUGGCCCGGUGGUUGGCCCGUUUUGGCCACCGAGUCCGGUUCAACCGGUUGAACUAGUUCACCCGACCGAUUCAAUCGGUUGACUAAAAAAAAGUAAACAGCUUUUUUUAAAGAGGUGAGCGGAGAGGACGAUGACUGGUGAAGGAGAGGACGAUGACUGGCAAAGAAGAGGCAGAUCUGCUCUGUUGAUGGAAGGAGGAGGUAAGCGGCGAAGGGCUGAGAUCGGGGAGGUAGUUGUGGAGUCAUCGACAGCUGGGAUCGGGAAGGCAGUUGACCGACGGCUGGAAGCCGCCAACGAAGGUGGCUGAGAUUGGGCAGGGAAAGGCAGCGGUGGUGACUUUAGUUUUUUUUUGUUUUUUUUUUUUAUGGAAGUUUGAGACUUUAGUUUUUUUUUUAAUUGAUUUUAUCUUUUUAUUUUUAAUUUAAAUAUAUGAUUUUUAUUGUA